Telopea speciosissima is the source of this 1458-nucleotide messenger RNA. RefSeq names its product mitochondrial adenine nucleotide transporter ADNT1-like. The transcript is spliced from 8 exons. Gene Ontology annotation, biological process: transmembrane transport. The record is from RefSeq and is a predicted model, not a curated record. NCBI's taxonomy places the organism in Eukaryota, Viridiplantae, Streptophyta, Magnoliopsida, Proteales, Proteaceae. The coding region runs from base 45 to 1109 and encodes 354 amino acids.
UUUGUUUAAACGUGUCAGGUGAAGGAUUUCCCUUGUUAAAUUCAAUGGCUUCUGAGGAUGUCGUCAGGAAAACAACGGGUGAGUCUGCCGUUUCGACGAUAGUCAAUCUCGCUGAAGAGGCGAAACUAGCGAGGGAAGGAGUGAAGACUCCAGGUCCCGCUGUUCUCAGUAUUUGCAAGUCUCUCGCUGCUGGAGGAAUCGCGGGAGGAGUGUCACGCACUGCGGUUGCUCCAUUGGAACGAUUGAAGAUUUUGCUCCAGGUUCAAAAUUCUCAUAAUAUAAAAUAUAACGGAACAAUUCAAGGCUUGAAGUAUAUAUGGAGAACCGAAGGUUUCCGAGGACUGUUCAAAGGCAAUGGUACCAAUUGUGCUCGUAUUGUCCCAAACUCAGCUGUCAAGUUUUUCAGUUAUGAAGAAGCAUCUAGGGGCAUUUUGUGGCUUUAUCGUCAACAAACUGGCAAUGAGGAUGCUCAACUGACUCCUGUUUUACGCCUUGGAGCUGGGGCAACUGCUGGAAUUAUUGCCAUGUCAGCAACUUACCCAAUGGACUUGGCACGAGGCAGGAUCACUGUGCAGACAGAAAAAUCCCCUUACCAGUAUAGAGGAUUGUUCCAUGCCCUAAGAACUGUCCUCGUGGAAGAAGGCCCACGGGCUUUGUACAAAGGUUGGCUUCCUUCCGUCAUUGGAGUUAUUCCGUAUGUGGGUCUCAACUUUUCUGUUUAUGAAUCCCUGAAGGAAUGGCUGGUCAAAACUAGACCAUUUGGCCUAGUUGAUGGUUCUGAGUUGAGCGUGACAACAAAGCUUGCUUGUGGAGCUGCUGCAGGAACUGUUGGCCAGACAGUUGCUUACCCACUUGAUGUUAUUCGCCGAAGAAUGCAGAUGGGGGGCUGGAAGGAUGCUGCUUCAAUUGUCACCGGUGAUGGGAAGCCAGUUGAAUAUUCGGGCAUGGCAGAUGCAUUCCAAAAGACAGUUCGGAACGAGGGCUUUGGAGCAUUGUAUAAGGGCUUAGUCCCCAAUUCAGUGAAGGUUGUUCCAUCCAUUGCAAUUGCGUUUGUGACAUACGAGAUGGUGAAGGAUGUUCUUGGAGUUGAGAUGAGAAUAUCAGACUGAAGAAAGGACUCUAGGGAUAUUUGUUGAACAGUCACGCUAUUUUUGUAGGUGAAGGAAAGAGAGAUGGUGAAUGGCAGGUUGGUGAAAUUUUUUCCCCAGAGAAUGUGGAUAGUGAUGGACCUCAUGUAGAGAAUGUUGAUAACCUAGAUUCCAUCUUUUCCCUCUCUCCCUCUCUCCCUCUCUCCCUCUCCAUCUCCAUUCUCCUCCUCUCCCUCCCCUGUCCAGUCAUGCUUUAGUGUUUUGUAAGCUAAGCCUUCUCAUUCAUAUGCUGUGAUAAUAAAGGUUUGUAAGAAACGUCAGAUGUUGGGUAUUUCUCAUAAAUUUGAAGGAAUCCUUUCCCAAAAGUUAA